This is a messenger RNA of Raphanus sativus (radish), 930 nucleotides long. RefSeq names its product protein SUPPRESSOR OF PHYTOCHROME B 5-like. Lineage: Eukaryota; Viridiplantae; Streptophyta; Magnoliopsida; Brassicales; Brassicaceae. Bases 386 to 790 code for a protein of 134 amino acids. The transcript has a single exon. The record is from RefSeq and is a predicted model, not a curated record.
CUCUCCCCACCCAACUCCCUUAUCUUUUCAAAAGUCAGCCUCCUUCAGUUAUCUUUAGGUUUCUAGGAAGAGAAAAAACAAGUAAUUUCCAUUUUUCCUCUUUUGCAAAGAAUUAUAUUUCCUUUUUACAAAAAAAAAACUUUUUUACAAAGCAAUUAAUUCGUAUUAUUUUGAAAUAAAAACUUGUUAAAACCCCUCUUACAUCAUCCAGCCAGUGCUUAUACAUGCAUUCACACACGCGCUUACAUAUAUAAAUAGCUUCUUGUGGUGACGGUCAUACACUUUAGGGUUUUUUCAUUGUUGGUCUCUUUUGUUGGGUCUUUUUGUUUCCUCUUCUGUUAUUUAAAUAUAUAUACACUAAAAAGAGUAGUGAUUUAUAUAAAAAAUGGAGUCUGGAAAGAUCUUUGGAUCCGAAGAGGAGUCUCGCAGCUGUGAAUCUGGAUGGACAAUGUAUCUAGCCUCACUCUCUAAUGAUCAUGGCCAAGACUGUUACUAUGAUGAUGAUGGUGAUGAAGAUAGCGAUGGUGGUGAUUCAAUGGACUCUGAUGCAUCUUCUGGUCCUAUGGAAGCCACUGCAAAUCUCAAACUUCCUCAAGAGAUCGCCGAGCAGAAUUCUAUAAAGAAAAAGAUUAAGAAGACUAAUGAAGAGAUGGUUUUGGUGGAGACCAGGGUUCACAACAACAAUCAUGAUGAUGAUGAUGAUGAUGAUGAUGAUAAUCAGGAAUUUGAUCAUGAUGAUGGUAAUGAUAGCUAUAGUGCAAUUCAUAGUUACGUUGGUCCGAUCGGUUAGACAAGAAGGGCUAAUUUGAUUUUAUGAUUUCAUGUUUAUGUUUACUUAAUUUAUGUUCCAGUGUUUUCUAUUUAUAUGAUCGAAUGUUCUGUCCUCAUGUCGUUUACGUUUUUAGGUUUAAUGAUGAAAAUUAUUUUCUU